UACGGUUUGGGUUUUUUUUUCAUGCUCUCAGAUAACGUUUCUAAAGUUAAUGUUUGUUUUCCUUGUAAUCAUUCAACUGAAUUUUUCAGAGCAUGCCCGUUGUUUACUCUGAUCUCUCACCAGGAUCAGUGUAUCUAAAGAUUGAUCAAGGUUGGGAAGCAGCUUCAUCGAGACCAGUUUUACUUAGAGAAACUGGUGCUAUUGAGUCAUCGGAGUUGUUCCUGCGACGCAGAUCAUCACCAGGACUGCCAUAUUGCUCUUCGUUGGAGGAACUAACAAGAGGCCUUCAUUUCUAUCGAUCUGCCAAUCUCAUAUGUCGUUUCCGUUAUUUAUGUGAGUUUGUCAGGGCAUGGUUCAAGUGCAAAGGAAAUGACUCGGGCUAUGUGUCGUCACAAAAACUCAUCUUCAGACUUUUAAUUCUUCUCUGCGAAUUUGUCCGAACUUAUCACGCGGGGGAGCGAGAACUAUCCAGAGCCAUUGCCAGCGUAAAGUUCUCAAUCGAGAAUAGAUUUCAUAGAAUGAGCAAUGAAGCUUUGCAUACGAAACGAGUGAUGAAUAUCAGUGGAAUUCAAGCUAUGCUGCAACAGUACCAAGAUGUUCCGACAGAAGUCAAGUAUGCGCCCUCAAGAGAAGACAAAUUAAGUUCACUGCCGUUCAAUGUGUUGGAGACAAUUGUACGAAGCUUAACAAAUCCACGAGAUAUAUGCAGCCUUUCAGAAACAUGUUCAGAUAUAAGAGUAGCUUGUACGCAGGAAAACGUUUGGAAAAGUUUGGCUAUCUUUCAUUUUGGCUAUACACGAUCGCAUGUUGUUCAAAGAGUAAAUGGGUGCUCGUGGUAUAAAACAGUUGCAAAGUUGUACGGUACUCAUAAACUAAGAGAAGUUUACGCGGACUAUGUAUGCUACUACCCGAAGCAUAACAGUCUUUCGUGGAUAGGAGAUCACUGGAAAAUACAUAAUUGUAAGUGCGAUUGUUCGCCAGAGUAUAUAACACCUCAGCAGUUGGUCAAAUUUUUGGACUGAAAAAAAUCUGAAACAAACUAAAAUUGGUCUGAUAGCACUUAUUUUUCAUUUACAUUGCUUUGUUUUUUAAAGUCACAAUAUAUUAAAAAAGGAUAGAAUUAGUUAGUCAAUUGUAAAUUAUAAAUAUGCAAUUUAGAGUUUCAAUUUCAAUUGUUAAA
Symsagittifera roscoffensis is the source of this 1180-nucleotide messenger RNA. RefSeq lists its product as uncharacterized. The transcript has 2 exons. NCBI's taxonomy places the organism in Eukaryota, Metazoa, Xenacoelomorpha, Acoela, Convolutidae. Bases 93 to 1022 code for a protein of 309 amino acids. Gene Ontology annotation, biological process: protein ubiquitination. Gene Ontology annotation, cellular component: cytoplasm; nucleus; SCF ubiquitin ligase complex. The record is from RefSeq and is a predicted model, not a curated record. Gene Ontology annotation, molecular function: protein binding.